GCUACAGAUGAGUUGUUCCUCACCUGACAAAAUCCAAGUCGCUACCUUCAGGCACUUGAACAAAAUUAAACGAACUCCGCUCGGAGAUCCCUGGUGGUGGUCACCAUGCAUCGGCGGAUCCGCUCGAGCGCCCAGUCGCCGCUGGCCAAUCGGCGUCGCCGUUUGAGGAGCGGAGUGGACCCGGAGGAUGAGCGGAUGUGCUGGAUCUGUCUCACGGGCGACGAGGAACAGCCGGCUCGCCGGGAUUGGGUGCACCCCUGCCGCUGCCGUGGCACAAACAAGUGGGUGCACGAGGCCUGCCUCAGUCGCUGGGUGGACGAGAAGCAGAUCCUGGCGCCAGAUGUCCCGGUGACGUGCACCCAGUGCCGCACGGAGUACAUCAUCGUGAUGCCGUCCCUCUGGCGCUUCGACGCCCUCCUGGAGCGACUGGACAAGAGCUACGGGCGACUGUGUCCCAGCGUCCUCAUGGGCAUCCUGGCGGCCACCGUCUACUUCUCGGCGGUGACCUACGGAGCACUGACUCUGCUCGAGCUGGCGGGCUACGAGACGGGCAUGCGGCUCCUCCAAGAGGAUCCCACGCUGCUGAUGAUCCUGCUGCCCUCGGUGCCCACUGCCCUGCUCCUGGGCCGCAUGGUCCGCUGGGAUGACACCCUGAUCCGCUGGCUGCGUCGCCACAAUCGCCUGGGUGUGCCCGCGGAUCAGCUGGAUGCGGCGGGCGAACCGCUGCCCGGUGCUCCCCUGGACGAUGAGUACUUCGAUGAGGUGGAGCACGACCUGCCGGGCUCGGAUGUCCAGUUGGCCGGCGGCACCCUUGCCUCCGAGCACCUGGGACGCGCCUCCAGCAGCUUCUGCAUCGCCCUCAGUCUGCCCACCCUCGCCGUGAUCCUGGGCCAGUCCCUGUUCGGCGGCGUCUACGAGGAGAGCAAGCUGCUGGGCAUCCUCCUGGGCGGAGUGACCUUCGCGGCCGCCAAGGGAUUGGCCAGUGUCUACUUGAGGCAGGCGCAGUACCAGCGCAAGCGGCAGAGAUUCGUGGUGAACUACACGCCGGAGAACAUAAGCCGGUUUACCAGGCACACAAAUCGUGGCCCUAAUCCCGUCCAGAGGCAAUAGGGCCAUCUGGAAUCCACCUCGCUCCUCAGACUCCCUGUUGAUUAUUUAUUUCUUAUGAUGGCAACAAAUCCCAUAAUAAAAUCACUACGCGCUACAACCAGAAAACGCACAACAUUA
Molecule: messenger RNA, 1227 nt
Organism: Drosophila rhopaloa
Lineage: Eukaryota; Metazoa; Arthropoda; Insecta; Diptera; Drosophilidae
Product: E3 ubiquitin-protein ligase MARCHF5
Exons: 1
Coding region: 106-1110 (334 amino acids)
Molecular function (GO): zinc ion binding
Source: RefSeq, a predicted model, not a curated record